CAGCUGCUCCUUGUAAUAAUAAUCUCCGUGCAUUAGUGUACAUGCUCAUAUGCUGCGGCUGCUGCUGCUGCUCAGCCCUCCAUCUGUAGCGUAACAACGACGACGAAGUCUCGGCCACGACUAGCGAUCGUAGUAACCGCCAGCUGCGGUCGUGCCGCGCGUUUGCCAAGGGUUUCCGUGUCAGUUCGAAACAAGACGCGCUGCCGUGCGGACGUGUAUCUCAGCGUUCCGCCGUUGCUGCUGCUGCCGUUUGUUGUUGGUGUGUUCUUGUGAGUGCUCGAGUGCAACGACAAAAACGCUUACACUAACCAGUGCAUUCGAACCGUUUGGGGCACCAGGGAACCACCGGUGAGUGUGCAGCGGUCGUGCGCGAGUGCAUCCGAACGAACGAGAGCGUGUGUGUAUGUGUUCUGUGUGCAUCCGUGAGGGCUCUCCGUAGCUAGUACACCGGCUACCCGGCAAGGAGCACUCAAACGAGACGAAACGGUGGGCAAAAAUGAGCAACAUUACGAGAAGUGCUUAAUGAAGCGUGCAUUAACAGCAUCGACCACUUUCUUCUGCUACGUCGGCACGGACAGUGGAAGGGCGCAGUAGGGCUCAAAGUGGCAGAACCAUAGCACAACCUACCUACCGGAAAGAAACUCAAUUUCAGCCUGUGUGUUUGUAGUUGUGAUAGUGAGAAUGGUGCAGGUACCACGGUUUCAAGUAGUGUUGCCUUUGCUUUUGAUGUGCCGCGUCGAGCUUCAUCCCAGCGGUGGUGAAAUUAUGAUCAUGUAGAACGACAGCUGUGCCGAGAGAAAAUGAAUUUCUUCAGGGAAGGCGUACCAGUACGGAAAAGACAUCAACCAUAAUCGACAUAUUAGGGAGCGUAUGCCCGCAGUGAAAGUUGAGAAGGUAAAGUGUAGCAAAAGAAAAACUAUAACGUCAGCAAAAUAGCACAAACAACGUUGACAAAACGAGCACCAUAAAACCAAUAGGCCGUGGUGGUGCUAGUGUGGCCAAUAUUGGUUUUUAUUCAAUCGAACGGACUGGUCCAGGAGCAGAGCAGCACCAGCCUCUCUCAGCUGGUUUAACGUAGCAACGUAGAACAACCACAACCGGAAGUUUUUGCCUGGCAAGUGUAAGCGCAUGCACUACUUUGAGUUGGAACACAGUUGGCAAUUGGAAACCACCAGUCGUUCGCCAUGCUCCGUCGGGGCCAGGAAUGUACGUAAUAUUUCCGGCGGAUGAACUCAUAUUGUUGACAUACGGAAUUGCCGUACCGAGAGUACCGCCCAGACCAACUCUGGACAACCUGAGGGAGCCGCUUGUGCCCACAGGCAGUAGGCCUUCAUCCACCACCACCACCACCACCACUUCCAAAAACACCACCACCGUCACCACCUCUUCCACAUCCAACACCACCUCCUCCAAGCACCCAUCCAAGUCAUCCAAAAGCACUGCCACCAAAGCGAACACACCCGCCAACACAAAAAAGGCCAACGAUUCGUCGAAAACAGGCCCCAGCACUGCUGCCAUCGCUGCUACCACCACGACUGCUACCACGUCUGCCGCCAGCAACCGACGCCAGGAGUCAGGCGAGUCGUACGAGUUGGACGGCCCGUGCGGUACCACCGCCCUAGCAGACGCCAGCGAGCUGGCCACCUUCGCCGACGAUGCAGGCCCUCGUAACGGCAUCCCCACAGCGGCGGCCGGUGGCCCCCUAGGGGCCGGGAGAGGAGGUGCUGCCGCCACCGCCGCAUCGCCCCGGGGAGGCCCCGGCAAGGAGCCAGCGGCGGCGGGGGCCCCAAAGUCCAAAUCGAAGCUGCAGCUCAAGCUGGGCCGGCUGCGACCACAUUCCUCGAUCGAGCAGAGCGAGACGGCCUCGCGCGUCCGCGAGGACCUGCACAUACACGUGUCGAAUCCGGUCUUUACGCGCGACAAUCUGCGCCAGCGCAACUUCGAUGCCUUCUUCGAGUCGGGCGAGCAGGUGUACUCGCUCGAGGUGCGCGAGAAGCCCACGCCCCGGUCGCUCGAUGCGCUCGGCUCGAGCGGCUCCGAUCCGGGGCUGGCCGAGGCCGACGGCGGGCUGCGGGCAGCGGCCGCCGGCGGGUACGACCAGCGCCCCAGCUCGCUAGGGUUCUUCCGGAAGCCCAAGUCGCCGCUUAGCAUACGUUCCAAGAGUGCAGAGCAUGAGUUCGCCGACGCUGAGACGUCCCAGAAAGAAUCAUCAAAAAGCCAUCGACAUAACAUAUUUAGCAAGCGUGGAGCGACGCCGAGUGCGGGCCCCGCGUUUCAGUCACUCGGAGGAAGCAUGUCCACCUCCGGGGGCGGAGGAGUGCUCAAGGAUCUGGGCCACCCGGGCCUGAAUGAAGCGCUCAAGUCACACAACGGUGUAACGUUUAAGCUAGUCAAAACAGUUUCGGAUUUCAGCGAGACCUUGGCGCAACUUUACGAGCAGCAUGCCGAGGCACUGCAAGUGUUGGUUUCGAACUACCGCAAACGGAACAGCGAACUGCGAAAGGAACGACCGGCCUGUCAGUCGAACCUGUUUGCGGCCUGGGAAACGCUGCUGCAGGAAAUCGAAGCGGACUCACAGGCAACAAUCGACGUGGCCAGCACGCUCUCCAGACAGGUCGCUCGUCCACUGCUGGAACGCUCGUUCUAUCGCAAGGUCCAGAGCAGGAAAGUAUUUACACACCGGGAAUCGUUCGAUACAAUCAUUUCCAAGACUGAAGAGAAACUAUCCAAGUGCCGAAUCGAAUACAAACAAUGCUACAUCGCUCACCGUCAAAGCCCAACGCAGCACACGCUGACGCAGUACAUCGACUCGCACAAUGCGUACGUGCAGCAGCUGCAUGCGACCAAUGCGAUGCUCGAGGCGUACCACUGCGAAACGUUGCCCCAGCUGAUGCAAGAGCUCGAGGAGAUCUACAACGACCUGUGCAAUAUCGUGUCGGAAGCUGUGCUGCAGGGUGCCGAAGCCAUCGCCGCCAAGGCAGCCGAACAGGCGAAACGCUACGAUGGGCUGGCAGUGCAGUGCAAGAACGUUUCGCCGGCACUCGAUCUUGGAUACUUCGUCCGCACGCUUCCGGUGCCGCAGAACAACCAGCGAAUUCCACGAAAGGCAUUUGCACCACCGCAGUCAGCAAAUGCGCCCACCGACGUUGGAGCUGACGAUUAUCCGGACUAUGGCGGGGAUCCCAUGCUGCCGGUGUUCAAGGAUGAGCUCGUCGUCGACCGCGGUGCAACGAUCCAGGUGCGGCCCUCGCUGGAAGCGCUGAGACGAGAGUCGCAGGAAUUAGAAAUUCAAAUCAAACAACUACAGGAUUCUGUAGACGCUUUAGUUCGUACACAGAUCAGAGGCAUCGAGGGCCAGCUGUACAGUAAGGCGAACGAGAUCCAGGAGGAUAUCUCGAUGAAAAAAUUCGACGUACGGGCCAAACAGAUCCAUCUUGCAGCGGUUCGCGCCCAGAAAGAAUUAUUUUUGGGUAGAAUAGAUCCUGGUUCACCUCGCGGUGAACGUAAAAUGUCUUCUUCUAGUUCUUCCUCAAUGAAGACUAAGUGGCUAAAAGCGUUCCGUAGCCUGAAACCGGCAGGUUCGGCGAACGAUAGUACCAAAACCAAUCAAAUGUACCAUGCAGUGUCUACGGUGUUGACUAUGAGGAAGAGCGGUAAUGGAGCACAAAUCCGCUUCGAUGGCACCGAUAAUCACAAUCUACAGGAGUACACCUACAAAAAGAUCACACCGUGCGACGUUUGCUCGCAAGUGCUACGAGGACACACCCGCCAGGGCCUACGGUGCCGCAUAUGCAAGGUGAACGUGCACGCUGACUGUGCUUCGCAGCUGCCAAAGUGUCAGGUAAAGCAGAAGCUGCUCCGCCGCCAGAAGAGCACCUCGGAAAUCGAGAACCGUGCCACCGAAGUCGAGGAAGAAAAACCAACCGAUGUCGAUCAGAUAUAUCAGGUCCUUAAGCAGGCGGGCGAAAUUUCCAGCGGCAAAAUUGUUGUCGAUCCGUCAAAGGGCCCAGGACCGAUCGGGUCGGUAGCAGCCGCCGCAGCUGCCGCCGCCGCCGCCGCCGGACACAACCAAACCGUCUCGAACCCUCCGCUAGACAUUCCCGUAGUGAAAGUGCCUGAGUAUCCGGACCGAGCGCCAUGGCGGGGACCAGUCAAAUCUCAGGGGCCAAAUUAUCCACACCAGAAACAGGGACUGACUGCACCCGUUGCAACGGACAUGUCAUGCUCAGAUAUGCGCGUACCCACGAACCCAAACACGCACCAGGCGGCGGCCAUCGAUUCCGGUGCCAGGCGUCGACUGUUUGCAGGCUUCCGACCCAUGUCCGGCUUCGGCAUAUUGCGGCUACGAUCGGCACAGCAUCGAUCGAUCUCGCUACCUGAAACACCGCAUUCACCUCGACGCCAAAAGCUGAACCUUAGAAUGAAAUCACUCAGCUUGGACUCACCAGAAUCGUCCGAAUUGCAUGGGCAAAUACGACGGCGACUUCCGGGACCGACCGGUCACGGUGGCCACGGCGGUUCUGGGGGUCACUUAGAACACAGCACGCCGCCAUCUAACAAUAGUAGGUUACACUCACCGUCGAGCCCAUCGGGUACGCAGAGAAAAUUCCUGUACGCUACGCGUGGCAUGAAGACCGGUUCCGUCGAUCUGCCGGACGAGAUCGAAAAAAGCCUUUCCUCGGCCAGCACCUCUCCCUGCCCGUCGCCGGUUCGUCAAAAUCAGAAAUCUCAUCGUCUCCUACCAACAAACCUCUACGUUGUUUUGUACAACUUCAAGUCCCGGCAUCAGGAUGAAUUGGAUCUGAAAGCAGGAUACAAGGUCACUGUGAUCGAUACAUCCGAUCCGGAUUGGUGGAAGGGAAAGUGUCUCGGGAAGGUUGGCUACUUUCCUUCGAAAUACUGCGCCAAGCUGGCUGCAUCGGAGAAGCCGCUGCAAGUAACACACAACCUACAGGUGACGGAUAACGAACGGGGAGACGGUACGCUAACAUUGCUGCGUGAUCAGAUCGUUAUUCAGGUCGGUGAUGAAGUGAACGGCAUGGUUAUGGUCCGUUCGGCCGACAACCGCCAGGGUGUCUGUCCGGUCAAGUACUUGCAGGAGGUCUGACAACCGGAAGAGGAAAAACUCGACCGGGAUCGUGAUAAAGAGUAUCGACAGCAUACAGGAACUACCGGCAAGAGCACGGGGACAAGCACGACUGCAAAAUCUAGCCGAAAAGAAGCAGCAGCUGCUGCUGCUGCUGCAAGUGGGCAACGGCAUGAGAGCCGAGAGACAAAGGACCAAUGUCACGCCAGUGGCCAUCACUAUCACCGCGAGAGUCGCAACAACUUCCACAAAUCGUACGAUCGCAGCUGGGAGAAGUGGGAAAAGUUCCGGGAGAAAAAGAUGGAAAUGAUGAAGGCCCACAAGUACAACGUGGAGCACCGGCUAAAGUACGACAACCAGGAACGCAUUUUGUACCGACAUCACUUCAACUAUUAUCCAGUGAAGCGGCCACGGCCACGGAAAACUUCACUAGAGCCGAAUUGGUAUACGGAGAACAUCUAUUCGAAUCAAUCGAUCGACAAUUCGGACGGCGAGCUGGGCGUCGGGUUUGGACGGGGUGGGCCACACGGGUUGGGCGGCACUGGUGGGGGACGCGAUAUCAACGGUAACAUGAGCAUGGCCGGGCUGGAGGAUGACGGUAUCUUCACCAUCGACGGUCACUUCGAGCGUCGGCACAACUAUCCUAAAUCGAACAGUUGCUGCUUCGGCGUAAACCGAAUGCGGGACAUCGACGAGCUGGGCGACGGGCAGGAGCGCGAGGGGUGGGCUGAGCGGUGCCCAAAAAUCCCAAAGUCAUAUUCCUUCAGCACGUCGCGCAGCAUGGGCGUAGGUUUUAACAUGGCAAAGCUGUACAAUCGUAACAGCUUCGAGAUGCCGGAAUUUCCGAGCCACCGUCGCCGCAAUGGGGAAGGUGAGCGGGCGGUGGUACGGAUGUGUGAUCGGGAGGGUUGCUUUAACGAGACGUGCUUCAGCAAGGAUGAGAAAAACUUUUACAACAACAAUAAUCUACACAACAAUAACGUUAACAAUAACAGCAUUCAUAGCGCGAACAAUAACACUUACCGUCAUAACAACAGUAACAUCAUCAGCGAGUGGAACCUGCGCAAUCGGAACAAUCUGCGGGCCGGAGCAGGAGAAGGCGGCGAUGCUAUUGCACCACGGCCGCAGUACGUUAUGGAGGAGGACUUUGAUCUGUUCGACGAUGACGACGAGGAUGGCGAGAACGAGGAGGACGAAGAUGAGCGUGAUCGGGAUGAGCACGAGGAAAUAGAGAGCGAUCUUAACACGCUGUAUGCUGAGGAUCGUCACUCCAUCGCGUGCGGUGACUACGGUGGAGUGGCACGCGAACUGUACGGUCACCCAUCGCGCAUCGGUCCAGGCCACGUAGCCGAUCUAUACAGAGAUCGGCAGCGGUCGAAGCAACUGCUCCACGGUCGACUGGAUCGCCCGUCCAAAUUCGCCGACGUUGAGUAUACUGACAACUAUCGGCGAUCGUUUGAAGAUUUCUUCAACCAAAACUGCUGUAUCGAGCGUAACCAUCGGCAGCUGCAAGACGGCGGACGGUUUCUUCUCAAGGCACCUACCACUCCAGCGAAAAACAAAAGCAUGCUCGAGGUAAAACCACCCAACCGAUUCGAUGACACCUCCUCGGACUCGACCGACUUGGAGCUGGAGGAUUUCAACUUCGAUUUUGAGAAGUACUGGGAAGAGCUGGAAAAACCGUCUCCAACCUCCCCGAGCGAGCUGGAAGAGCGCAAAACGGCGGGUCGUAGUGCGAUGGCUGGAUCAGGAUCGGCUGCCGCACCUUCCAAGAAGGUUAAGAAUGUAAACCUGAGCCGAUGCUAUAACAACGGCACAGUUAUCGACAUCUAUCACGACGAUGAUCCGUAUCAUCGCGACCAUUACCACUACCGAGAGGGAGAUAUUGGUAAGUCGAACAAUCACAGCCAUAGUCAUCGCUAUCGAACCAACCAGCCUGGCAGAAGUAAGCUGUCGAAACAUAAAGUCUAUCCGGCAGAUCGUGACAAGCGGCUGUACGGAGAGCUGUUGGCAGAUGCCGGCCAUCAUCAUCAGGAGAAGAGAUCAACGACAGCGCCACCGCACGAAUCGACCAGUGCCAAGACGCUCGACCCAGCGGGGAAUACGAUCAGCGGCAACAGCAACGCGAUCAGCUUCCUGAACAACAUCUUUUCCAUCUACAAACCGAACAAGUACUCACCGCUGAACUGUCACGUCGAGCAGAACUAUCUGAAAAACAUUCCCGCCAAAAAGAUGAACAUUGUGGCAAGUUCGGCCGCCCGGCCGCUCGGUACCGGCACGGAUCGACAUCCGGCUGCGACCGGUAGCGACCCGUCCUCGACCAAGCGCCCGCUAACGGUGCAUCCCACAAAACCGUCCGUUGCGUCGAUCGCUACCGCAGCGCGACGCAAUGCCGCCCGGCCCGAGUCCACCAAGGACCCGCAGGCACGGUUCCAGAUCAUACCGGAGAAAACGGGCGUCAAAAUAUCGCCCCUCUACCGGCUCGACGCGCAGGACUAUCGGCGGGCGCGCUAUAAAUUGAAGAGCACUUCACGACCCCUGUCAUUCUGGUGAAAGUUGCUCGACUGUUCGUACUAUUCGGAUGGCCGGCUGGACGGGUUGCCAGUAGUGAAGAAGACGCGGCGACACACCAAAUAUCUCAAGUACUGAAUUCACACUCACACAAACACCUCACAUACCUGUCACAGAUCACAUCAGAUCACCAAGCACCACACACUCACACCGUUUGCAUCGAACAUCUGUUGCUCUUCCCAAAGUCGUCUCCAGCAAACAACUACAGAUUCCUCUAGAUUCCCGCAGACAGUCCACCAUCGAAUGAAACACCUGUUAUUGAAUGACGCCUUUUGCAGAAGAUGUGGGGUUUCGUGAACGGCCAGUAAGAUUCGAUGGGUGAUGAUUCCCACCCACACCCCUCGUACCCGAAUAUACCAAUUCCGCGUAUAACCCAAAACCCAAACCAAAGCAUAGCCGAAAGCGAUUGCCAUUUUAAUGACCGUACCGAUCCUGCAUCACGUCGCACACAAGUCGCAUCCGCAUCAUAUUGUUGUCUCAUCAUCAUUCGGUGUCUUUCGAUGUUCUUUGUAUCAGUGUACCAUUAUGUCAGUGUCCUCUAACGCCGGGGAAGUGGAGGAUGUAACCACCCUCCCCUAUUCCUAGUCACAAACAAGUCUCACUCAUCUGUUUCAUCAGUGUAAACUCUGCCACUACUCACAAAACAAACAUACAAAAUCGAUUUUGAUACAUUUUUCUCCCGCUGUGAGGGAGUGAGUUUUUAUAUGAGGUAAAACAAGAGGAAGAAGAGCAAGAAGCAAAAAGAAUUCCAGUUCGACACGACCGCAUCCGCAGACCAAAACAAGCGAAAUCAUUACAGGCAGGCUGGCACUAAAGGAGGUAGCAAACACAUCCUUUAAGCCAAAGUUUGAUAGGAACCAAUCCCUGGUCCUGGACACAAGCGCACCCACAUCUUUGAUAUUGACAUUUGCACCGCAAGACUAGUUUGGAGAACCUGUUUUUUGGGGGAAGUUUUUGUCAAAAGAAGCCUAGGAACAAGAAAGGGGUUGUCUAGUAUCCAACUGGAGUACAAUACAGUUCACACUUGUGUGUUUUUGGCAUUCGAGUCCCCGAUUGUUUGUACGAUGGUAUAAUUUUCCUGUUACUGUUAGGUAGAGUUUCAAAAGUAAACGAACAGAGUAACAUUCCGCAAAACAAACAAAAAACAAUACAAAAACGAACAUACUACUUGCUUAACGGAUCUGUAUCUGCGCUCACAAUGUUGUACCAUGUCUAACCAGACCGAUUUUAACAUUUGAAGCAUAGAAUUUUGCAAAAACCAAACACAUCAAAGGGCGCAAGCCAGCAGUGUAAUAUCUAAUAUCCAUCGUUACCUGUACAUACCCACCCGUGUUACGUUACGCUCAUUAGGAAAUUUUAAAUAUCUCAAAACCGGAACGAAAUGGUUGAGCCUUUUUUCCGUGCUACUAGAAUCUUUCCAAAAAUAUCAACUACUAAUCAACCUGACAUCUGCUGCGUCACACAAGUCAUUGUUGGUGUACAAUGGCAAGAUGGACAUACAUUUUGUACAUUAAUACAUACAGAGUCUUCAUAGUCCAUUGCGAACAGACACACUCAGUUGCAAUAGUACAUACUGAGUACACAAGCAGACAUUCAUACAUUAAGUCAUUUUUGCGCACAUUUUGACGCCCUACUGUAGAGAAGAUUAAUCCUCUUAUAGCUGCCCUAUAAUAGUCUCUGUAGCUAGUACAAGUCGACACCUUCCUAACUUUUCUCUAGGUUUCAGAUAGUUCCGGAUUUAGCUUAGCUUUCAUUCAAUCUAGCCUUAGUUUGCCAAACUUCUGGAGUAGUUUCAAAGGUUGAAUUUGAUACACUCUUAGUGAAAGCUCCUUUUUCCCAUUUCCUUAGGCUGCACAGUAGACGGUGAAACUGUGAAAUGGCUUUCGAGCGUUGCAAUGCCUCCCGCUCCCACUACCACGUGUAGAAAUAAAACGGACUAUCCUUCGCCACCAACGCUUUGAAAAGCGUUUGAACAAGGAGACAGAGAAAAUCCCUUUGUGAUAGUGUUCCGAUUAGGGUCCAUACACACACACACCUCCGAGCCGUGCAAGUCGUGCUCUCCGUGCUCCCCCCUUCCCCAUUUCGCCAAACCAACGACCACUUCCACUAUAUACUGGAACGAUAGAAUGGCAUUUAUCAGCGGCCAGUGCAAGAUUUGCCCGAAUACUACGAACGCGGUAAAACAUGUAGAAGAAUUUUCUAUACCACUAUCAUGUGCACUGGUAGCUAAUCUCAAAAAAAGACUCCAACUUCUGAGCCACAGGCUUAAUUGGCAGUUCCUACAAAGAACUGUUUGUUAAGUUAGGCGCUCUUGAGUUAAGCUACUGUGCAUAUUAUAGUAGUAAGGAAAGUUCACUAAUACAAUAGUGCAUUAGAAAUGGUAUUCUUGGUUCAACAACUUAUUCAAUCGUGUUAUCAAAUACUAGCAUAUCCGAUGUUGGUAUUGAUAAAGCGGGAACUAUUCACCUGUCAGUAUCCGUCGAAGGAUGUCUUAAGGGGAUGUGCUGUUAUUUUACAAAUGACUUCCAUGUGAGUUGUGAGCGAAAGAGUUACCUUAAUUGCUUGGCUCACCUGAAUUAGUGCGUUGUGUACUCCUGAGCGAUGAGCAUUGAGUGUGUCUCUUAAGUGUGCAUACUUUGAUGGCUAUAGAUUAAUGAACCAUUUAAAUUUAUUGUAUUUUCUGUUAAAUGAAUUCAUUCAAGCAAUGUGAUUUAUCUAAAAAUCAGAAAAACACAUAAUGGCAAAACAUAUAUUUUAUCUAAAACAUCAGAAAAAACAGUUUAUGAUGAUUAAUUUAAAUAAUUGAUUUUUCCAUCUUCCAUUGAAUGUGUUAUGAUUUGCAAAUUUAUAACGGAGAUUAACAUUACCAUGAUAUUCGCAUCACUCACCUGCUCGCGCUCAUUUCGCUCGGCCAAAAGAGGUACAGCGUCCCAAAGAGAAGUCUGAACUAAUUUGCGAAAGCAAAUAGCAGCUAUCCGUUGCUGUACAUUUUGAGUUAAGAUUUUUUGUUCGCACAAAACAGUGAAUCUUGUUUUGUUACAGGCUAUCAAUAGUAAGCAGCCUGCUGACUUGCUGACCAAACAGUAGCUUACAUCAGUACAGUACAGCAUUAACAAAAGGAGCUUUCAAGCGUUUCUUACAUAACUCAUUAAAUUUAGUAGUAACAGCUAUAGCUAACUAAAAGUACGAUACAUAGAACAAACUACAUAGAUACACCACAGAAUCGUAGUGAAGUGCUGUAGCCAGAAGCGCUGAAGAAGCGUUUGCAAUGCCGCGCAACAUUGCCACCUAGCGUUAUCCUUACUAGAGCUUCUAAUAUUGUUUCAGCUGGUAGUGAAGCUGCCAGAGAGCUUCUAUUAAACCGUUCACUAAAACGUAUAUUACUGGUUGGUAGUAUUUCUAACCGCCUGCUGCACCCUACGGUAACGUUAUUUGGGUGCGUUCACACCCCAGUGUUUUUCCUCAACUUGUAGCAAACCUUUUGUUAACUUAGCUAAAUGUGUAUGAAGGUUAACUUAGAACGAAUGGUUUUUGAUCUUCCGCCUACCAUGGUGUCAGUGGUGAUAAGCGUACGCAGCUCAACCACAGGUUUGUUUGAUUUACUAGCGAAUGAACGUUAUGCCGCAUUUCUUUCUUAUGGUGCAUCGCUGUAAGCGAACCGAUUGUUGUUCCACCUGUUCCAGGUGUACAGCUUACGGAACGCUUUUCACAGUCGAUCGAUGUAGACGAACCCUUACUUAUCCGGUAGCGAUCUUAAGGGGUAGAAGUGUCACCUCGAUUUAUCCAUUUUUUUCUCUCUUCAUCCCCCUCCGAUCACAUAGUAUUUUAUUGGGAGCCAUUUCGUCAUGGUAGAAGAAAGGAACGUCAUGGAUAAAACAACACACAGUACCAGAGCUUACAGUAACCGUUUGUAUCCCAUACUGGGGGGGGGAGGCAGGUACGCUCCAUUUUUAUUCACGUACCAGGCAACUCUCUACUUAACUAUAUACCGAUAUACGCGUAAUAGGAUACUCUCAUGUAGAAAAACGCACCAAGCCUAAAAUAAAAUAAUAAAAAAACGCGAUGCGCACUAUGGACGGUGGCAACCAGUAGUAAUACACGCAUAUAAGCCCCGCCUCAUUUUCCCCAAAUCCAUCCUCACGUCACUAGCGCACCAUGAUGUCACACUUAGUAGCAGAAGUAGUACACACGCAAACAGGAAGCUUCAUCCGUUAUCAUUGUUUUGUUAGGGCAUACGGGCCGUCGGUAGUAAUGCACCUACAUUAUUGGGUUUACAAACUAUUGUUGAUGCGGUUAACGGGAAAGUUGAACCAUGUUUGGCCCCUCUUAUACACGCAACAUGCAACUUAAACCCCCCCCCCCCAACCUAUACUAAUGAAUGUGAUGUAAAUUAAGCUCUUAGUAUACCGUAACACAAGCAAGCACAUACUUACAACAGUCAACUGCAAGUACCAUGUACGUUUGGACAAUUAUAAUUGGCCGUACAGUACAGUGGACGAAGCACAUUUAUGUAUGUGUGUGCGUGUAUUUAGUUGGCUGUAACACUUGAAUUGGAGCAGUGGAGUGAACAGAUCCUUUUAUCACGUUUUCACAUAAACACUACAUCUGGCUUCGGUCUUCGUUUAUCGCGCCAGUUUUAGCAACACGAAGAUGGCGGAUGCGCGUCUGGACGCAACGCUGCGUUGAUUUAGCUUUACACACACAGACAACACACACAUUGAUACAUUGUUCCGAUAGGUUUAAGCAAACCGUAAAUUAUCAUUCCGUUAGCCCAUACAGCUGAUUCGUUUCGAUCAAUUUACCGUGCGCAGACAGAGAUUAUCGCUCUUAGUGAAGCAGCAGUAGUAGCAGGUCUAUCAACCCCUUCACAUUUGCCUUAUCGAGAGCACAUGAACGCGACAAAAUGGAGCCAUUUAGUAGCGAAGAGGGUGCCUCUUAGUUAACGCACGAUAUGUGCAAGUUGCGUGUUGCCCCAUUCCCGAUCGGAAAGCGGCCGUGGCCCCUCUUGCAGUGUCUAUCUAUAACACGAAUUGUUACACAAACUUUGUUGAACGAAUGAUGAUUUUAGAAAAGUGGUUUUGUUUAUUCGUUUUCCAUUGUGCAUUGCAUUGCAGCCCUAUUACACAACAAAAACUGUAUGUGAUAAACUAAUGGUUAGAGCAUAAUGUUGAUGAUGAUUUACCGAAAAGGAUAAUGGAUGCAGCCCUGGCGCGAUGUAAAAUGUAGUUCGUAACACACACACACACACACAUACUCACGUUGGUAGUCUACGAGGGUUAGGAGGAAGGUAGCGUCGGCACAAAGCAAAAAUAAAGCACUACAACAACCCCACUACCACCGUGCUUGCACCGUGUGCCACGUGCAAUGUUUUAAUGUAAUGUCCCCCGUCAAUGAUGUUUAUAGCGAGAACUGGAUUUGUGUGGGUGUGUGUGUUGAGGAGUGUUUAGUACCCAUACUGGAACGAUUGCCUAGCCUUUCGAAAUAAUGCAUAGUAAAUGGUGGCAGUAGAGGACGCUGUUGUAGCGGGUUGACGUAGAUGUACUGUAACACAGCGUAAUGCAACCCUUCCCCAUUAGUAGGAUGUGGUGACAGCAGCAAGAACAUUUUAAAUGUGGCAACCUAAAACCUAAAAAACAACACAACACUAAAACAAAAUAACAUACAGCGAUGUGUUACGAUGUGUUAUGAUUGUGUGGUAGUAAUUGUUAGUAGUGCGAACCUCGAAAAGGGAAAACCCCAUUCUCAUAUGUUUCAAACAUACGCCCAUGCCCAUACACGUACGCACCGUAUCAAAUCAUACCCAUCAAUGUACUAACACCGUUCACUUUCGAGAGAACUAUACUGUAGAACUGUGCAAUCAUCAAUCACAAUCAGAGAAAAAACUCCACCAUAAAAAAACUGGACAAAGCUGGAAUAAAGAACACGAACCAAAGGAUAUAUGUAAGAGAUUCUGUUACUGUCAAUGGAUCUGUUUCACUGUUACAUAUAAGUUUGCCGUAUAAACCAUCCCAAAUUGAAUACUGAAUUCAAUGCAAUUUGCCUAUUAAAAGUGCUGAUUCUGAGCUAAUUAAUUCUUCCCCCGGCGGCGAGCAUUAAAAUAUGUUUCAAAAAGAGUUAUAGCUUAAAGAAUAACAUUAUUUAAGACAUAUUUACAUUUUGUGAAUCAAGUUAUCUAAAGAAGUAACACAAAUACCAGUAGAUGCAGCAUGGUUUUGUGUGGCUAGUUUUGGAAAGCAAGUGUUCCGUUGAUACAAAGAAACAGCUCACCAUAAAUCUUACAAGUGGUCCACACCCAGACGGACCACAGGAUAGUCAAGAAACAGAAAGGUAUAAAACAAUCUGUAUAAGUAUUGAAUUCUUGCGCAAUAUUUUAACGACAAUUCAGCUCUUAGUAUGAAUAAUUUUCAAGAAAAUAGGCAAAUUAAUGAACAAACACUCUCCCACACGUGCACGUCAUAAGCGUAGGGUGUGAUACAAUGCGCAAGGUGUGUAACUAAAAGAACAUAGUUGUGUAAUUCCACAUUUUCAUGCAAUAACAUACCCACACACAGUCAAACACACACUCUCUAUCAGUAUCAUCAUCACCCAGGCAGAGAUCAUAUCACGAUCGUGACAGAAAUAAAAUUCUUUUUCCACGCCUUUUCA
Messenger RNA from Anopheles merus, 14302 nucleotides. RefSeq lists its product as uncharacterized. The transcript is spliced from 22 exons. Gene Ontology annotation, molecular function: protein binding. Gene Ontology annotation, cellular component: extrinsic component of cytoplasmic side of plasma membrane. Lineage: Eukaryota; Metazoa; Arthropoda; Insecta; Diptera; Culicidae. The record is from RefSeq and is a predicted model, not a curated record. Gene Ontology annotation, biological process: positive regulation of voltage-gated calcium channel activity; skeletal muscle contraction; positive regulation of protein localization to plasma membrane.